Messenger RNA from Microthlaspi erraticum, 405 nucleotides. The record is from the annotation of a GenBank genome assembly. NCBI's taxonomy places the organism in Eukaryota, Viridiplantae, Streptophyta, Magnoliopsida, Brassicales, Brassicaceae.
AUGCUAGCUAAGCACGGUCAAGACAUAGACGGGACGGACGGCCAGAAACGACCAUCCCACUACACGGAGGAUCCAUCCCAUGACAAGCGCGAGAAACGCAAAUGUCCCGGGAUAGAGGUUUCCCGCACAUUUCCAAGCAGCUAUGUGGAAGCUCAGAAACAUGGAAAUGACGGAAGGAUUAAAAUGAGAGAUUUUAAUUCUCAAGUACGACGGGACGAAACCCUCCAGUCAAGGAAACGUCUAGACACUCAGCAGCUUGUUGAUCUGAUCAACAAUGAGCCAAUGGGAAGGAGCCACUUGAUCCAGGAAGAUAGGAUCAAGGAGGAGAUGCUCAUCCUCAACGAACCAAUCACGUUCAGCUACCCAACAGCUUGGGGAAUGGACCAAUGGGAAGGUGCCAUUUGA